CCGGUCGCGGUCCCUUCCCGGCCAUGCGGCUGUCGCUGGUGUUGUCGGUGCUGCGGCCCGCCGGGCCCGUCGCCAUCGGCGUCUCGCUGGGCUUCACCCUCAGCCUGCUCAGCGUCACUUGGGUGGAGGAGCCCUGCGGGCCGCCGCCGCGCCCCGCCACCCGCCCGCACCCCGACGGCGGCCCCGCGCCGCCCCCCGGCCCCGCCAACGGCAACGCGGCGCGCAGGCCCAACGCCGUGCCCGCCGCGCUGGGCGCUGACAGCUGGGAGCCCCGCGUCGUGCCCUACCGACCGCCCAGCCCCGGCAGGGCCGCCAAGAAGGCCGUCAGGACCCGGUACAUUAGCACCGAGCUGGGGAUGCGGCAGCGGCUCUUGGUGGGAGUGCUGACCUCCAAGAGCACACUGAACACGCUGGGGGUGGCUGUCAACCGCACGCUGGCCCACCGCCUGGAGCGCCUGGUGUACUUCACCGGCACGCGGGGCCGCAAGGUGCCCCAUGGCAUGACGGUGGUGACACACAGCGACGAGCGGCCCAUCUGGAACAUGUACCAGACCGUCAGGUACCUUCUGGACCACUACGUGAACGAUUUCGACUGGUUCUUCCUGGUGCAGGACGAUACCUACACGGAGGCGCACCGCAUCAGCCGCCUGGUUGCCCACCUCAGCAUUGACACCCACCUCUACCUGGGCCGUCCUGAGGAGUUCAUCGGCGGGGACACUGAGGGACGUUAUUGCUAUGGAGGGUUUGGCUACUUGCUGUCCCGCAGCCUCCUCCUGCUCCUGCAGCAGCACCUGGAGAGCUGCCGCAAUGACAUCCUCAGUGCCCGGCCCGAUGAGUGGCUGGGCCGCUGCAUCAUUGAUUACACAGAUGUCAACUGUGUUGAGGAACAUGAGGGUCUGCAUUACCACUAUUUUGAGCUGGGGAAGAACGCAGACCCCGAACGGGAGACCGACCUCCGCUUUCAGAGCGCCUUCACUGUCCACCCUGUGCUGGAUCCCCUCCAGAUGUACCGGCUGCACAAGUACUUUGCACAGGUGGAGCUCGAGAGAACCUACCAGGAGAUCCAGCAGCUCCAGAUGGAGAUCCAGAACGCCAGCAGCCUGUCUGCGGAUGGGGACCACAUCGCCACAUGGCCCAUUGGCAUCCCACCCCCAUUCCAGCCCAAAACUCGCUUUGAGGUGCUGCGCUGGGACUAUUUCACAGAGGAGCAAGUCUAUGCCUGUGUGGAUGGCUCCCCCAAGUGUGAGCUGCAUGGUGCGGAUCUGGCGGACGUGGCCGACGUGGUGGCCACGGCCAUGGAGGAGCUGAACCGCAAGUACCAGCCGGUGCUCCACGUCCGCAAGCAGCAGCUGGUGAACGGCUACCGGCGCUUCGACCCCACACGUGGCAUGGAGUACACGCUGGACCUUCAGGUGGAGGUGGUCACCCAGAAGGGACACAGCCGCUCCAUCACUAAGCGAGUGCACCUGGUGCGGCCCCUCAGCGAGGUGGAGAUCAUCCCCAUGCCCUAUGUGACAGAGGCCAGUCGCAUCAAUGUCAUCCUGCCGCUGACGGCCCACGACCGGGACUACGCCGCCCGCUUUCUGGAGGCUUAUGCGGCAGCUGCUUUUGAGAGCAGUGAGAACGCAGUGCUCACCUUCCUCUUCAUCUAUGACCCCUUUGAGGCCCAGCAGGUCACCCAGAAUGACAUCUUUGCCUCUGUGAAGUCCCAGAUCACCGAGUAUGAGCGCAAGUAUGCAGAGGUAAAGAUCCCCUGGAUCAGUGUUAAGACAGACGCGCCCUCCCAAAUCAAGGUCAUGGACAUUAUCUCCAAGAAGCAUCCUGUGGACACACUUUUCUUUGUGGCUGGCGUGGGGACAGAGAUCACCAUUGACUUCCUUAACCGCUGCCGGAUGAACACCAUAAACAACUGGCAGGUUUUCUUCCCCAUCCACUUCCAGGGCUACAACCCAGCCAUUGCUUACCACAACCAGGUGCCACCCACCACACUGGACCUGCUGAGGGACAUGGGGCGCUUUGACCGUGACGUCUUCCACGAAGCCUGCUUCUACAACGCUGACUACAUGGCAGCACGCACCCGCAUGGCGGGGGACGUGCAGGAGAAUGAGGACAUCCUGGAGACCCUGGACAUCUAUGACAUGUUCAUCAAAUACUCCAACCUCCACGUCUUCCGGGCUGUGGAGCCUGCCCUGCUGCAGCGCUACCGGCACCAGGCUUGCAAUCCCCGGCUCAGCGAGGACAUCUACCACCGCUGUGUGCAGAGCAGCCUGGAGGGCGUAGGCUCUCGCUCCCAGCUGGCCAUGGUCCUUUUUGAGCAGGAGCAGGGGAACAGCACCUGAACCCUGGAUGGUGGAGGGGCUGGCCCUACCAUGUUAUGCCUGCCUGCCCGCUCCACUUCUUCUUCUGCCCUAAUCUGUCUUCCUUCUGCAGUGGCUGCAGAGAGUGCUGGUGUCCAAGCUUGUGACCUGCCCCCCUGGGGCUCCCCAGGCCGGGGUCUGCCAGCCCAGGGUGCCUGGGUCUUUCUCAAGCAGCCAUGGCUGUGCAGACCCCGGGCAAGAUGGGGUCAGAGUCACUGAGCUGCAAGCUGGAACACCUGGCUCCUCACUCAGAGCUGGUGGCUGCUGGCCCCAUCUGUCUGUCCUGGCCCUGCUGCUGAGCACUGGGGAGAUGGGCUACUGUGUCUCUUGUUGUCCCCCCUUAACUGGGGGAAUGUAGAGCCCAAAGUCCCCCUUCUGCAGGGCUGUGACUGCCACAGGGCCUGGAGUGAUCCCUCGUAGUUCUCCCAGUGUCCUAGAAUGGGAAUGUGCUCCUUGCUCCUUUGGAGCAUUGGCCUGGUUGUACAGGGAGGGUGAUGUCCCUGUGCCCGCCACAAGCUUGGACAGUGGAAUGGGGCACAUCCCAUCCCAAAAGAGCAAUAAGGAUGUUGGUUUGGGGUUUUGCCACUUGGCAAUGAGCUGGAGUGCUCCUGGCCGGUUAGGGUGUGAGGAACUUGGGCCUCUGAGGCUGGUGGGUGUAGGGGGUGCCAGAGGGGAUCCUGCUGAUUUCAUGUACCGUGAGCUGCUCCCCAUGGGAACCAUGACCCAGGCCGCUUCGGCCUUCGCAGUAUUGAUAGGACGUCGGAGGUCACAGCCCUCAGACGAGAGCCUCCUGACAGAGGUGGGAUCCCUCCCCACUGUGGGGCUGCCCUCAGGGUCAAGGGACAUUGUGCCUGACACUGAUGGGCAUGGCAGAGGGUUUGGCUGUGCAUCUCCUAAGGAGAAAGCGACUGAGGAGCUGCUCACUGCUCCUGGUUUGUAUUUAAUAGGGGGGAGAGGAGGGGGGAUGGGGUGCAUUUACACUAAUAAAAUGGAGAGAUGUA
Messenger RNA from Melospiza georgiana, 3358 nucleotides. It is a transcript of the gene CHPF, whose product is annotated as chondroitin polymerizing factor. Bases 24 to 2339 code for a protein of 771 amino acids. The record is from RefSeq and is a predicted model, not a curated record. Lineage: Eukaryota; Metazoa; Chordata; Aves; Passeriformes; Passerellidae. Gene Ontology annotation, molecular function: glucuronosyl-N-acetylgalactosaminyl-proteoglycan 4-beta-N-acetylgalactosaminyltransferase activity. The transcript has 4 exons. Gene Ontology annotation, cellular component: Golgi cisterna membrane.